Ceratina calcarata is the source of this 1282-nucleotide messenger RNA. Its product is annotated as pleckstrin homology domain-containing family J member 1. Lineage: Eukaryota; Metazoa; Arthropoda; Insecta; Hymenoptera; Apidae. The record is from RefSeq and is a predicted model, not a curated record. Bases 480 to 1067 code for a protein of 195 amino acids. The transcript is spliced from 2 exons. Gene Ontology annotation, biological process: retrograde transport, endosome to Golgi; receptor recycling; endosome organization. Gene Ontology annotation, cellular component: early endosome; recycling endosome; trans-Golgi network.
CGGAAUUUGAUUCUCACUCUCAUAAUUGCUCAUAAUUUCUCGCACUAUUCCUCAAUGACUUAAUAACGAACGGGGACUGAUACGUGAAUAGUGAUGCCAUACACGCCAUACACUACCCUUGUGACACUUGAAUAUUUUCCUCUACAAAAAAUUGUAGAAUCAAGACGCAGGUGUAAUUGUAAUUUAAAAUUUCAGCCAUCAGCACAAUCGCCCUGCCCCGCGUCUCGCGUUUGGUCGGUUUGGUCCGCGCACGUAAUAAUUUGUAAGCAGUUAUCUUAAUUUGUAAUCGCUGGAAGGGAUGAAAGACUGACUCACGCUAAAUACAAUGAUAGCAAUAGCAAUAGGUGAAUAACAAUAUGAAUAAGUGUAGUAGAACAAUAGUGGAACGCAGUAUUAUUGCGACCAUCUGACAGCGAAAAUUACGCGAUACGAAUGUGUAAAAAUAAAGUUCUUUCACUCUUAUAUGUCACAUAAUAAGUAUGAAGUUCAACGAGAAAGAACUCGCGGAAGCGAGUAGUGGACCUGCCGACAUCGAAGGCCGUUUGAAUCAUAAACGGGCUCAUAAAUCAGGAUUCAAAGAGAAAUGGUUCAAGUUAAGAUACAAUUUGUUGUUUUAUUUUAACAUCAACGAGUUAGGACAGAUCGACGACAGGCAACCAGCGGGAGUAAUUAUUUUAGAAAACUACAGUAUUAAUCUUGAUGCUGGCACGACGGAGGGCGUGUUCGCGUUCAGCAUAGCAUUUCGCGAUGAAUACGAGAAAAGGCAUGUGUUGAGUGGUCGUUCGGAAUCACAAGUGGAGAAGUGGGUGAACGCAUUGAAACAGGCCAGCUACGAGUAUUGGAGGUUUCGUUUGAUAAUGCUUCAAGAAAAGUUGCUCAAAAUAACAGGGAAAGAUCCGUUACUCGUCUAUCCAAGAAAUCAGGGAAUCAUUCGAGACGUGGCAUGGGAACCUGCGUCAACUUUCCGAUCUCAUGUACGCUCUUUCACUACAUCCUUUAGUUCAUCGGUCGUAACAUCGACAGCUUUAAACACAGUGACAAAAGAAAUGAAUUUAAUCGAGUUUUAAGCCCCGUGCGCGUCUUGUCUGAGGAGGACGAUGAUUAAAAGCAUGAUCGUGUAGCGGAUUCUAAUUUUCAACACAUUGUGUCAUAAAUCUUUAUCAUCUUCUGUUUCAUCGUCAUCGAGAGUCAACUACUUGUACAUACAUGUACCAACAUAGAUAAAUGUCUUUGUUGUUUAAAUAAGUAACCGAAGAGUUACCUAUACUCCGUACCUCGUUUA